Messenger RNA from Dermacentor albipictus, 1984 nucleotides. RefSeq names its product cuticle protein 10.9-like. NCBI's taxonomy places the organism in Eukaryota, Metazoa, Arthropoda, Arachnida, Ixodida, Ixodidae. The record is from RefSeq and is a predicted model, not a curated record. Gene Ontology annotation, cellular component: chitin-based extracellular matrix. Gene Ontology annotation, molecular function: structural constituent of chitin-based larval cuticle.
UCUCUUCUGUCCGCAGAUACACACACAGGCGGUCAGGUGAGGGGAGGCGGGGGGAUCCGCCCGUAUAUAAGGACACGUCGGGGGCUCCUUGUCUUUGACACGGACCGUUCUCACCGCCAAAAGCCGCACGGAAGCAACCGCAGAGCGACACGCCCACUGUGCUACGACGCACGAGGAAGGAGCGGACGCUAACGAAAUUGCUUCCUCGGGAUUGAUUGCUCAAAAGGGACGCGCCGAAACUAUAUACGGUCUUCUGAACUUCGCUCGGUGCUGGUGGUGGUGACCCGUCCGCGGCUUGCUGUGAUCCUGGACAGCCAGGCAACCUGGACCGCCGAGUUUCGUUGAGGGCGCUGCGUGUACCGACGUGACUGCACUAGUCGCCGGACUUCGCCGUUUACUGCUACCAAGAGAAGGAAUUGAACUCCCGUGCGAACCUCCAGAGAAACCAAGAUGAAUAAGCUCGCAGCGCUGUUGGCGUCCUUCCUGUGCGUCGUCGCUGUCCAUGCGGGGAACCUCGGCCAUGGCGUCGUUCCGGCCUACGUUGCGACACAGCAGCUUUACUACAAACCACAGCCGUACGUGUUCGGCUACGAAAUGAAGGACGCCUGGGGCAACACGCAACACCGGCACGAGGUCGGCGACGAGUACAACACCAAGCGCGGCUCGUACGGAUUCACGGACGCUCACGGAAUCUACCGGCGUGUUGAGUACGUGGCCGACGAUCACGGUUUCCGUGCCAUCAUCAAGACCAAUGAACCCGGCACGAAGACGCACAGCACCGCGCAUGCGCAGUACCACUCGAGCGCCCCUCAACACGUGGUCCACCACGGCCACCACCACAAGGAGCAGCUAGAGGUACCCGUCUACGUCGACGCGGCGCCACACCAGACCGUGAUCCUUGCUUCUGCAGGACAUGGGCUCCACGGGUACCACUAGAACAUUUUAGUGUAGCCUUAGUGUAGAACCGUUAGCGUCAGCGCUGCCGCCUCCUCCGUACUGCACGUGAGCGGUGAGCGCCUCGCAUCCGCAGUCGGUGGCACAGGCGGUAUCGGCAACGGUAGUAAUAGAGCGGUAACGCGAUGCCGAAAGCAAGUGCGGGUCGUGUGGAGAUUUGAGAGUCCGGCUCCGCUUGCAGUUUCAAGCUUCGCCUCCGCUGAAUCCGCUAUACUGUUCACAUGAUCUCUGGCUGGGAACUUUCAGCCCGAUUUCACCCCGUUAUUGUCGAGUUCAUGUAAGCAUAAUGUGUGCCACUCCGCGCAUGACGGCAAGUGCUAAGGGCCGCAAACAAGGUCUUCCGGAGCGCUCGUGGCUCGAACAAGACGGUGAAAAUACGCCCCCUCCCCCCCGUUCAAAUCGCGAGCAGUUUAAGCGCCGGCAGUGCUAAAAGCUCACUAUGUGGACCGUCAUAUGUCGCUGACGCGCAUGGUUUGGCUUUAAUGCUUUUGGCGCAUGCGUAAUGACAGACACUUUCGCUCUGCGAACGCCCAGGCGGCAGGACCUGACACGCCUUUGAGCGUUGAUCCCGGACAAUAUCGGGCACCUGAGCGGAGGCGCUAAUAUACGUGCAAGGUACACUGGCAAAACUCGAUGCGCCGUACGCAGUGGGCUCCCCUUGGCUUUAAAGCAAGCUUUCACUCGUGAGCAACAUUCUAAAUGCAUGGGAACGGAGAAGCUGUUUGGUUCAGUGUCCACCGAACCACUUUUCAUGGUGUUUGUUGUAUUUAAAUGCAGAGGCUCGGAGAUCUACCGACAGCUGGAACCAUGUUCUUGAUUUCGGUCAUCGCAUGUUUGUAGAUAUUGCCAAAGAUUGAUAAAUGAAUAAAGGUGCAGAAGCAUCAAGUUUAUAACUCCGUAACUCAGCAUUACGAAAAGAAGAACCACAUCACAUUUGAAGUCGACACAGUAAAUAUAUUCUGAAAAUCUCUGAAAUAUGCCGCUACAAUUUCAGAGAAACAACUUUGCGCAAAUCACGCAAACAUUGUAA